GCCGAAGGGCCUGUUUCCACACUGUAAGUAAUCUAAUCUAAUGUGGGUGUAAAUUAGAAACAGUGAGGGGAAAGAGUCACUGACAGGCGUAGACCAUAGGCCACCAAAUGAUAACAUCAUGGUGCGGCACGUAAAUAAUGGAUGCAUGUAAAUUUGGUACGGCAAUCAUCAUGGGGGAUUUUUAUCUACAUAUUAUUUGGUCAAAACAAGUCGGUCAAGGCAGCCUUGAGGAGGAGUUCAUAGAAUGUAUCUGUCAUACUUUCCUCGAACAGUUCUGUCAUGGAACCAACAAGGGAGCAAGCUAUCCUAGAUCAGGUGCUGUGUAAUGAGAGGAAUAAUUAAUGACCUCAUAGUUAGGGAUCCUCUCAGAAGGAGCAAUCACAGUACUUCUGAAGCCCGGGAGCUGCUUUUGGAGGGUUGAUAUUUCAAUCGAACUCCGACCAUAAAAUGAUGUGAGAUGAGAGCAUGCAUUAUCCCAAAACUGUACCUUUAGAAACAAUGUAAUUUGUGUCAUUGCCAAUGAGAUUGUGAUUGGGGUUCUAUUCCCUGUGUGAAGGUGGGAAUGGAAUGCAAUGUCUCCUAGACACCGGGACACUUCUGAUGGAGAGCAAUAAUAUUUUCCAAGCUCACAAAUGUCACUGAGUUCCUAGCAUUCAGGGAGAGGCUGUGUGUGAGACAUUCCUACAAUCAGGCGCUUUCAACUGCCUGAUGUCAGCACUUCUCUGGGGGAGUUAAUGUGUAAGCUUCUGUACCCUUUAGUCUCUGAUCUAAUCAAACGAUUAACUCAAGGAAGUCAUUAAAUGUAGUUUGCUGGAGGAGGCUUUUUGUCCGUCACAGCCUCCCAUAUGUAGGCAUCGCCUUCCUCUUUAUUUCGGAAGGACUUGCUUCUCAGCUGUUGAUAAGGGGGUCUCUGGGAUCACCCGAGAUGUUUGUUCAAGGCUGUGGGCAUUGAAGGAGAUUUUACAGUCACAUCUGCCACAGAGCUGGGAGAAUGAAGACUGGGAAAGAUGUGAUGGCAGACCAACCCAGUCUAUCUCUGCAAGUUCCAGAUGCAUCUGCCUACGCUCAAUAUUCAAGCACAUCUCUACCAUCGAUGCAGCUGUGCUCCAUUGCCAAUCCUUAUUACCCCAGCAACAACUACUACACCCAGUACUCUGACGCCUGGUACUCCUCAGCCAUGUACGAUGCUAAGAAACUUUCCUGUGACACCAUUUUUCAUGAAGACAUGGAUGAGUGUGACAUCACGGUUACCAAGAAAUCCAGGCUGGGCUCUCUGUCUGGGAAGCUGAAAGGUGAUGAGCUGUGUGUUGUGUGUGGUGACAAGGCUUCGGGAUAUCAUUACAAUGCACUCACCUGUGAGGGCUGCAAAGGAUUCUUCCGCCGCAGCAUCACUAAGAACGCGGUGUACAAAUGUAAGAAUGGAGGGAACUGUGAGAUGGAUAUGUACAUGAGGCGGAGGUGUCAGGAGUGUCGCCUGAGGAAAUGCAAGGAAGUCGGAAUGCUGGCCGAAUGUCUAUUAACUGAAAUUCAGUGCAAAUCAAAGCGACUGAGGAAAGCCCCAACACUGCCUUCAGUGGAGCCCAGCCAAGAGACUGCUGAUGGAGUCGAUUCCAAACUAGUGACCUCCACAACAAGACACAACAAACACAAAAUAGAGUUCACCCAGAAGCAACAAGAUCUACUGAGGCAUAUCCUUGAUGCUUUUUCCAAGUAUCGAAUCCCUCAGGAAGUCACCAAGAAGCUACUACAACAGAGAAGCAGCACUGAGGAGAACUUCCUCCUGCUCACUGAAACAGCCACCAGCCAUGUACAGGUGCUUGUUGAAUUCACAAAGAAGUUGCCCGGGUUCCAGAUGUUGGACCAUGAGGAUCAGAUAGCCCUGCUGAAAGGCUCUGCUGUUGAGGCCAUGUUCCUUCAGUCUGCUCAGAUAUUCAGCAGGAAGAUUCCUUCGCAGCAGAGUGAGUUGCUGGAAGAUCGAAUCCGUCACAGUGGUAUAGCCGAGGAGUACAUCACCCCCAUGUUUAACUUCUAUCGAAGUAUAGGGGAGUUGAAGAUGACACAAGAGGAAUUUAGUCUAUUAACAGCCAUCACCAUUCUGUCACCAGAUCGUUCUUUCGUGAAGAAUCGGGAAGCCAUCGACAGACUUCAGGAGCCAUUGUUAGAGAUCCUGCAGAAAUACUGCAAGCUGAACCACCCGCAGGACCCCCAGCAUUUUGCCCGGUUGCUGGGGAGACUCACUGAGCUCAGGACCUUUAACCACCAUCACUCGGAUAUGCUGAUGUCCUGGAAGAUCAAUGAUCAGAAGUUCACGCCUCUUCUCUGUGAGAUCUGGGACGUGCAGUGAUUGUCCCCCUUCCUCGCAAGCCAUCUACAGGACCCAAUAAUUAUAAAUAGCCAGGAAACCGGAGCUGCCAAUUCCGGAACAUUCUGAACUAGCUAGUGUACCUACACCAAGGGAUGUAAGUAUGUUCCUGUCAUCCAAGGACACAGGUUAAUGACAUCUCCGCUCCAUCUCACUUACCCAGGCCCACCAACAACAAGGGUCUACAGGGGCAGCAUAGUCUGGAGAAACAACCCCUAUAUCUCCUUAAAUGAAGUUUGGCAUUUUUUAAAUGUUCUUUGUGAUGUAAGGUAGUCCAUUUGAGUAUUUUGUCUUUUGUGAAUUCUACUUCCACAGAAUGGAGGAUGGAUAUUCAGGGAGAGCUACUGCAAUAUCAAGGAUCACAAGAUUGGGGAAGCGUGCAGGAAAUUAAGACUCACUCUUCCUGAAGUCAUGACAGAUGUGAACAGAUUUAGUUAGACAAUCAAAAUUUAUCUGAAGGAAAAUGCUAAUCAGGAUUCUAUACUUAACAAGAAAUAAACUCUUUAUUACAAGAAAAUAGUCUUUAACUAAUGGCAAACAGGAAGUAGGAAUUGUUAACUUAAACUCUAUCUUUCUUCAAUUUGCCCCUUCUCAGACAGGCAAGAUGUGGAGGUGCCAGUGUUGGUCUGAGGUGGACAAAGUCAAGAGUCACAUCACACCAGGUUAUAGUCCAACGGGUUUAUUUGAAAUUGCAAGU
Messenger RNA from Chiloscyllium plagiosum (whitespotted bambooshark), 3059 nucleotides. RefSeq names its product nuclear receptor subfamily 1, group H, member 4 (gene nr1h4). Gene Ontology annotation, cellular component: RNA polymerase II transcription regulator complex. The record is from RefSeq and is a predicted model, not a curated record. Lineage: Eukaryota; Metazoa; Chordata; Chondrichthyes; Orectolobiformes; Hemiscylliidae. Gene Ontology annotation, molecular function: nuclear receptor activity; zinc ion binding; RNA polymerase II cis-regulatory region sequence-specific DNA binding. Gene Ontology annotation, biological process: negative regulation of transcription by RNA polymerase II; bile acid signaling pathway; cell differentiation.